Messenger RNA from Theileria parva strain Muguga, 1781 nucleotides. RefSeq lists its product as uncharacterized. The record is from RefSeq and is a predicted model, not a curated record. Bases 96 to 1439 code for a protein of 447 amino acids. The transcript has 2 exons. Lineage: Eukaryota; Apicomplexa; Aconoidasida; Piroplasmida; Theileriidae.
UUAUAAAUUAACCUUACACAUUUAAUUUUCACAAAUUUGCUAAUUAAAUUAUUUAUUCUGUAAAAUAUAAUAAAUUAACUCAGUUGUGUAAUGUUAUGAUUAGAAUCCCAAAUGCUUCGCCUGUGAAUUUGUUUACUAAUUUUGAGACGAAUUGUACUUGCUAUUUUCAUCCAAAUGUGUUAAUUUACGCACUCAGAAAUCGCAUCGCAUACCUCGCCAGAAAUCAUAAAAUCUUCUACCCACCCAAAAUCCAUCAAAUUAACAAUUCAACACAUAAUAAUAAAGUUAAUGAAAAUUCUCUGUGUUCAUCGGAUGUUCCGGGGAAUUUGAGGAAUGAAGUGAAUCAAAUUUUAUACUCUCUCCUCAGCUGUAUUGAUUAUAUUAAUCCUCAAUCCACCUGCACUAUUCUACUCUCUCUCAUCAAACUCAGAUAUGAUUCUGAAUUGAUAAGGCCUUUGGUGAGGAAUUUUAAGUUUUCCGAGGCGAGUCCAAAGUCGAUUUCGCUCUUUUUUCUCUCUGUCUCGAAGUUAUUUAUUAACCCACAAAUACUCGGGACCAUACUUGAGCAUAUUAAUAACGCUAUAGAUAUUCCAUAUGGUAGGAGGGAUAUUAUAUGUAUCCUGUCCUCAAUUACCAGGGUCGUCACCCGGAAAGACUUACACCUUAAACGCUCUGAAACAGAUUUACUAACAAAGUUACACAGUAGACUAAUGACCAAAUUGUCAAAUGAGCUGGAAAAUUGUAAUAUAAACGAGCUAACAAUUGUGCUGGAGUCUAUGCACUCUAUGAACUACAGCUCUCAGCAUUAUCAAACGGUAAUAGAAUGUAUUGUGAAACACAACGCACUAAUUACUUUUGAUAAUGUUUAUCAAAUAUUCCAGAUCAUCAAUAGUGGGAAAAAGCUCACGAGUAACCCGGUAAAAAGGGAUAAACAUGGCGUGAAUAACAAACUACUGCUGUAUUACCUGGACAAACUAACAAUUAACGAAAUCGUCAAGAUUAUCAAUGACUUUAGAAUCUACACCACCGAUCAAUUCGUCCUCCAAUUCUCCAACCUCAUUAUCAACACAAUACACAAUCCUACUAGUAACACUGUAACUGGGGAUACAGUACCAGGGGACACUAUAACUAGUAACACUGUAACUGGGAACACUAUAACUAGUAACAAUGUAACAAGUGUAACACCUAUGAAUAAUUUGAAUGUGUUGGAGGUGUUGAAAUAUUAUAAUAGAAGAUAUGAGACGUCGGUGACGAGAGAAUAUUACGUGAUGAACCAGAUUAGGAGGGGAGUGAGUGUGGAGUGUGACAUUGCGGGCAUAAAUGAGGUGAGUAACUUGUGUGGGUAUAUUUACCAGUUACUACACAGUGACCAUGACAUUCAACGCUGUAUCAUCAAUAAACAACUAAUCCUAAACAAUUAUCAACAUUUCUUCCAGUAAUCUACAGCAGUUAAUGCAGAGUUUUGCUACCGCUGUAGGAGUAACAUGAACACUCACCACCAGACAGCAGUAGAUCUCACUAGGUCUAAGAACUAGAUCUCAGCAGUAGACAUCAGUAGUAGAUUACAGUCCAAGACCUCAGCACUGGACAGCCCUAGAUCACACCGCUAUACCUCACCCCGUUACGGAAGUUUCAUAAAUUUUAACGUAUAAAUCCAUAAUAUUCUCUAAAUUAACUAUACAACAGUAUAAUUUAUUACGUGCUUUAGAUUGGUUUGUCAAGUCAUCUCGGAACUUUAUAAAGUCAUUAUAUUCAUCCUAAAAUAUUAUUACGUGUGUAAG